Messenger RNA from Cucumis sativus (cucumber), 680 nucleotides. Its product is annotated as heat shock factor-binding protein. The coding region runs from base 164 to 499 and encodes 111 amino acids. Gene Ontology annotation, cellular component: cytosol; nucleus. The record is from RefSeq and is a predicted model, not a curated record. NCBI's taxonomy places the organism in Eukaryota, Viridiplantae, Streptophyta, Magnoliopsida, Cucurbitales, Cucurbitaceae. Gene Ontology annotation, molecular function: transcription corepressor activity. The transcript has 4 exons. Gene Ontology annotation, biological process: cellular heat acclimation.
GGGGGCAAAAUGGACAUCCAACCCUUAGGCACAAGCAAGGGAGCCAUUCCCCACAUUCUAUUCUUCAUCCUCAUUCACCACCCGCUCGUUAACUUGACGAUUGGGCACCGCGAAUCUUACAAUCAACUCCCGAUUGUUUCUUCAAGAUCCUGUUUUUGCAGUAAUGGAUGGGCAUGACUCUGAAGAUGCAAAGCAAAGCACAGCUGACAUGACCAUUUUUGUGCAAAAUCUUCUUCAACAAAUGGUGAGUUUUAGUUAUUGUAAGUUUCUGUCAGAGAAAUUUAUGUCUAACAAAAUAUUUUUUAUGCAGCAAUCUAGGUUCCAAACCAUGUCCGACUCCAUUAUCACAAAGAUCGAUGAGAUGGGGAGCCGCAUAAAUGAAUUGGAGCAGAGCAUCAAUGACCUAAAGGCCGAGAUGGGUGUCGAGGGCUCUCCGUCGCCACUACCUCCAUCAAAACCAGUUGCAGAUGAAGUGAAGAAAGAUGAAGGUUCUGCCUAGAAAUAGUUGAGAUUGUUCACUUUAUUGAUGAGUUUGUUGCAAUAUUCUCUUUUUGCUAUUGCCUUUGUGAAGUUGAAACCAAUGCUUAGAAUGAAACAGAAAAGAGCAAAAUAUGAUAUAGACUUGGACUUGCUGUUUCUGCAUGAUUUCUUAUUGAUAAUAUAGUGAUGAUUAUACUCUA